AUGGAGGAGACAAAGAGAAGUGAGCACAUGCAGCUUUUCAAUGUUCUUUUGGAGAAUUGCAAUAGAAAGCAUCCAGGUGGCUUACUUCCAAAUAACUCUUGAUUUCUAAAAUCAACCCGCAAUGAAAAAGUUACCAGCCUCUUACUUCAAUUACUUUUUGAUUCUAAUAAAAAAUCCAAACGAUUUUCAGAAAAAACUACAGCAAUAAUUAUGGUUCAAAAGGAUGAAAAGGAAAACUAUAAAAUAAGACGAGCCUCUGUUCUCCAAGAAAAUAUUGAUAUUCGCAAAACUUUAAAUAAAAUUAAAACAAUAUCAUUUGGCGAAACGGAAAUUUAUCUUAAAUUAUUGCACGCAAGAGAAUCGCAAAAUCUUCUCAUUACUAUUAAUGAUCAAAAUAUUAAAGUAGCAAUCGGAGAAGAAUGAUCUUGCAAAACUGAUUUAAAGAAUCAUGCGAAUAUAAAAGUUUUUGAGGAUACUGAACUGGUAGGUGAAGAAGAGUUUGAUUUUUGGAGCGUUAUUGAAGAUAUACAUUAUUUGAAGGCUGUUGAAAAACCAUUUUUUAAUAAAAUUCAUUCAAGGGAAAACCGAAAAUUCGAGUAUACAAUUGAGUUUAAGCUUAAUGUUUCAAAUACAGAUAGAGAAGAUAUACUCGAGCAACAUCUUAUUGAAAGUGAAGAGCAGCUAAAAGAAAAAAAUGAUAUAGAAGAAUUGUACACAGAAACUUUAAGAGUGCUAUGUAUCAGAGAAAAUGAAGAUGGAGAUUUCAUCUCAACGAUCCCUCCAAAACUGAAGUUAGAUUCUUUAGAAGACAAAGAUAGAGGUUGCGACUGUAUUUUAUUUUAA
Messenger RNA from Blepharisma stoltei, 843 nucleotides. The record is from the annotation of a GenBank genome assembly. NCBI's taxonomy places the organism in Eukaryota, Ciliophora, Heterotrichea, Heterotrichida, Blepharismidae.